GCUUCACACCAUCGCAACCACCUCGACCACCACACGUCCCUUCCCUUCCCUUCAUCCCGCCCUUCUCCCCUUCCCUUCUCCCGCUCACAACAACCACAACAUACCUUCACUUUUAAUUUCCCUUCCUCACUCCCUCUCUGGUAAACACAACAACUACCAUCUAACGAAUUUCCCCAUAACCAAUUAACUUCCUCAUCUACGCGUCUAAUCAAAUUAUUAUUACCUUGGCUCGACAUGGCCAACGAUACGCCAUCACACUCUCCCAGGGAGAAUACUGUCGCCACUACCGAAGGGAAAGCCGUUACCUCUCCGGCCGCAGAGAAAGACGCGCAAGUUGAUAAACCAAACAAUACUGAUCAAGCUAAUACAGACUGUGGAGAUAAGAUGGAUGUCGAUGAAGGCUCUGCGAUCAAGUCUGAGCCGAAGACUGCGGUCGAUGACGACACUACAGACGCGCCCAAGGGCGACCAAAGCAAAGCGGAUGCUAAGCAGGCAGCCAAGGGGAGAGAGAAUGUCGCCACUGGUUCUGGAGAUGAGAAAGAGAAGGUUGAGGGGGCGGAAAAUGAUUCCGCUGACCCCUCCAGAAAGUCUACUAGACAACGCAAGGCAGGGGCAACCACCACACCCAAGCCUACCAAGAAGAAGUCCUCCGCCAAUUUGAAAGGGAAGACUCCUAGAUCUACCAAGAAAGCUGUCGUCGAUGUGGAUUACCAGCCCGGAAUGAGCGUUCUCGCCAAAAUGAGAACUUUCCCUCCUUGGCCUGCCAUCAUAUUGAGCGAUGAGCUUCUUCCCGAAGCAUUAGUGAGGACGAAACCGAGUGGAAAAUCCGGAAAGAAAGGCGAGGCCUCGGCUUCGGCCGCUCCUUCCGCUCCAACAAGCUGGCCCGUUAUGUUUAUGGGUACGAACGAGUAUUCCUGGAUGAGCAUUAGCAAUUUGGAACCACUCGAUGAUGAAAAGUUGACCAAUGCACCAAAGGGUUCCAAGAACAAGCCUCUCCAGGAAGCCUGGUCUGUUGCUCAAAAUGGCUUAAACCUUGAUGAUGUCAAAUCGUAUCAAGAUUCUGUGGAGAUGGAUGUUGAUGAGUUUAGCGUCGAAGAAGGGGCUGCCGGACCGGGAGAAGGUGUGGGGGCGGAGGCAUCUCCCGAAGUUGAUGAUGAUCUUGAAGCAGAAGAGGUCGACGAGGAAUCCGAGGAGGAGGAGGAGACACCUAAGCAGAAGAAAUCGGCCAAGAAGACUCCGAAUAAGAAGCGCAAGAAGUCGGAUUCUGUUUCUGAUGAUGAGGACGAUGCCCUUCCAGACAAGCCGGCAAAAACUCCCAAGAAGGCUGCCUCUGCGAAGACCCCUAAAAAAUCGCAGGCCAAGGCUGUUCGGACUACCAAAGGAGCCAAGACUCCGUCAAACGGAACUGCAAAAUCUAAGGCUAGUGGCAAGAGCGCGAAGAAGGGCCAAGCGAAAGAUGAUAAGAAAUCGCCAGCUCCGCGUAAGAAGGCUGCUACCAAGAGCACAGACCGUGUAGUUGAUUCCGACUCUGAUUCUGCUCCUAAGUCGGGCGGGAAGAAGGGUGGCAAUGGUGAAAAGAGAACCAAGGAGAUACUGUAUCUCAGGCACAGAAUGCAACGUGGUUUCCUUAGUAAAGGCAAGAUGCCGAUUGCCGAUGACAUGCCAGCUAUGGAUAAAUACUUUGGCGUUCUCGAAGGUCAUAUCGAUAUUGAUGGUGAUUCUAUUCGUACGACCAAGAUUAAUAAGGUUCUGAAAGCGAUUGUGAAGCUCGAUUUCAUCCCUAAAGACGACGAGUACAGAUUCCGUAAGCGCGCUCUCGCUCUAUUGGAGAAAUGGGAUAAAAUACUCGCAGACAAGGUCCCUGGCUCCUCUCCCCCGGCCGCCGAGAAGGAGAAUGGUAUUAAGGGCGACGACGAUGUCGAGAUGAAAGACGACAGCAAGGAUGCCGGUGAAAAGGAAUCCGGCAGCGAGCCCAAGGCCGGCGAGAAGAAGAUCGUCGAUGUCAGUGUGCCAUUGACCCCAACCAAGGAGGCAGACUCCGCCGAUGCCACCGCUAAAGCCGCUGAUGUGGCUUCUGCGGAGAAGGCUGAAACAGCAGCUGCUUAAAGCACGCACAGUAUCUAUCUCAUUGCUUAGAUCAAAUGUGUCUUUUGUUUUAAAAUAUCCUUUCGGAGAAGGGGAAGGGUGGAAAUAAAAUUGCUUUUUUUUUUCUUUUUCCUUUACUUUUUUCUUGUUAUGGAACGGAGGGCAUCUCAUUUUAACUCAUUUAACUUUUCCUUUUUUUAUUUACCAUAUUCAAUUUACCAGGCCGGCCGUUGGACGGCAGAUGGAACGGGGAUUCCUUGGGCGGGACGAAAAAAUCACAAGAGCCUACUACGACUACUACUACUACGGUGGAACGACGACAGCCACUGCUAUCAAACAGCGGAAGGUGAGAGAGAAAACCCCCCCCAAAAAGUGAGGAGGGUUGUAUAAGGGCAUGGCAUCGAGCGGAGGCGCAGACGGGAAAAACGAAGGUGAACGACAGAACACGAUAUAUUUUGAGAGGAGAAGGGAAGAAGGGGAAAAAGGGAAGAAAGGACAUGUUUCCCCCCCCUCAAACGCAGUGAGGCGGACUAUUCGAUUGAUUGAUUGAUUGAUUGAUUAAAAACUGGACUCGAGGGAGAUGAAAAGGUAUUUUUUCUAAUAGUAGUACCGGUAUGUGUUUGUGUUGUUGCGGGUCAUUACUUUUUUUUCUUUUACUUUUUCCACUUGUCUGGGGAGUUCUUCUAUCAUACUUUAUUUUUAUUUUAUUUUUAUAGUUCAGUUGUUGUAGUGGAAGGCUUGUUUUUCGUUCUGCGUUCAUUUUUUUCCUCUGUGUGAUUGAUUGAACUAGUAGUGGUACUGGUAGUGGUACUGGUAGUGGUAGUAGCAGUGGUAGUUUGUGUGAUAUGUGAGGAUUCUUUUUUUA
Messenger RNA from Tuber melanosporum (Perigord truffle), 2950 nucleotides. RefSeq lists its product as uncharacterized. The coding region runs from base 235 to 2106 and encodes 623 amino acids. The transcript has 4 exons. The record is from RefSeq and is a predicted model, not a curated record. Lineage: Eukaryota; Fungi; Ascomycota; Pezizomycetes; Pezizales; Tuberaceae.